Messenger RNA from Leishmania braziliensis MHOM/BR/75/M2904, 1806 nucleotides. RefSeq names its product putative dynein. The coding region runs from base 1 to 1806 and encodes 601 amino acids. Gene Ontology annotation, molecular function: dynein light chain binding; dynein heavy chain binding. The transcript has a single exon. Gene Ontology annotation, cellular component: outer dynein arm. The record is from RefSeq and is a predicted model, not a curated record. NCBI's taxonomy places the organism in Eukaryota, Euglenozoa, Kinetoplastea, Trypanosomatida, Trypanosomatidae. Gene Ontology annotation, biological process: outer dynein arm assembly; cilium movement.
AUGACGGAGAUCACGUACAGUUACUCGCGGCCGGCCCGCGAGUUUGGCCGCAUGCCGGAGUUUCAGGCGAACGACAGCGAAAUUCUUGCCGACAUUGCACCAAAUGAUAUGAUCAAGGACAAGUUCACGUUGCAAAACCCUAAGGAGAGCCAAGUGCAGAACGUGCCGCAGCUCUCCGAAGCGAGCACGAAUACCGAGUCCGUUCGCAUCAAGAAUCACGCACAGUAUCACGGUGAAGGUGGCUGGCCGCACGCCGUCGACCCGACCGAGUUUGAGGAGAAGAUGAAGUACUGCAAGAAGGUAGAGCGGGAGGAGGGCUACCUGCAGACGUGCGGGCGACUCGCCGAGCAGUGCGUGGAGCGCUGUGUGAAGCAGAACACCGCGAUGGACAUAUACGGCCAGUACUUCCCCGACGCUCCACCGGAUGAGGAAGAGACGAUGGGGCCUGCAUCGCUGAAGGUGUGGGCGGUGCUCAAAGAUCCAUCCGAAGAGAAACGCACGGCAGCCGCUCUCUCGUGGCAGAACGAUGGCCGCCGCAUUGCCGUGGCUUACGCGCGGCUCAAGUUCCAGAGCCAGACACCGACGAUGAGCACGAACUCGCAUAUUUGGGACUUAAUGAACCCCAACGACCCUGCCGAGACGCUUGUCACUCCGUCGCCGCUGUGCAGCAUUGAGUACUACUCAAAGGAUCCUCAUCUGAUCGCGGGUGGUAGCUGGAACGGCGUCGUGCAGUUCUGGGACACUCGUCAGCCAAACCGCCCGGCUGCCCGCUCCCUCAUCGAGGAGAGCCACAAGGAUCCGGUGUGGGCUCUUAAGUGGCUGCAGAGCAAAUCUGGCGAACUGCUCUCCGUUUCCACCGACGGAAACGUGUUUGUGUGGGACUGCCGCCUGCCCGAGAAGCCAAUGACCAUCCGUUCCAUUAGCGAGGAUAACUUAGUGCUGCAGCCACGCAGCAACGACGGCGGCGCGCGGGGCAUCCUCGGCGGCCUGUGUCUCGACUACGAUCCGCAGGUGGGAGGGCCGGCGAAGUACAUGAUCGGCACCGAGCAAGGCACCAUCUUAUCCUGCAAUCGCAAGGGCAAGACCCAGCACGAGAAGUUACUGCCAAACACCUUCAACGGCCAUCAUGGGCCAAUCUACAGCGUGCAGCGCAACCCGAUGUUCUCCAAGUACUUCCUCUCCGUCGGUGAUUGGACGGCGCGGCUGUGGUUUGAGGACUUCAAGUUCAUGCCCAUGUUUAGCACCUUCUACCACAAGGCAUACUUAACCUGUGGUGUGUGGCACACGGUGCGGCCGGGCGUCUUUUUCACGACCCGCAUGGACGGGUACGUGGAUGUGUGGGACUUGAUGCUGCGCCAGACCACGCCUUCCUUGUCCUUCCAGGUGUCAGACUACGCCUUGCACACCAUCAAGCCCUCCCAGAACGGCAAUUACGUCGCCACUGGCGGCAUUGACGGGAAUGUGUCGCUGAUGGAACUGUCUCCCUCGCUGUGCACGAUGGCGCCCGAUGAGAAGAACGUCAUCGGCACUCUUUUCGAGAACGAAAGCCUGCGGGACAAGAAUCUCGAUCGUGCACUGAAGGAAAAGCGUGCCAUGGCGCGUCAGCGUGAGCGCCGCAGCACGCAUCUCGCCGGGAUCACCAGAGCGCCGACGAAGGAGGAAGCUGCGCUCGACGACGUUGCCGCGAAGUACAUGGAAGAGGUGAGCACCGUCAAGGCCAAGGACACGCACACCAGUGACGAAACCGAUGCCCAGCGACUCAAGAUGCUGGAAGACUUGGAGGAUGGCAUGGAACUGUAUGACUAG